Vanderwaltozyma polyspora DSM 70294 is the source of this 3084-nucleotide messenger RNA. It is a transcript of the gene DAL81, whose product is annotated as Dal81p. The transcript has a single exon. Gene Ontology annotation, cellular component: nucleus. Gene Ontology annotation, biological process: DNA-templated transcription. Bases 1 to 3084 code for a protein of 1027 amino acids. The record is from RefSeq and is a predicted model, not a curated record. Gene Ontology annotation, molecular function: DNA binding; DNA-binding transcription factor activity, RNA polymerase II-specific; zinc ion binding. Lineage: Eukaryota; Fungi; Ascomycota; Saccharomycetes; Saccharomycetales; Saccharomycetaceae.
AUGAGUACUACCUCGAGUCAUUCUCCUUCGUGGAAUGCCACGAGUAGUGGUGCUUUAGCGGGUGGCAGCCCAGCAAUCAAACAUAAUGAACAAGCCGCUAAUGAACAACAGAGUACUUCAAAAGCUUUAAAAGGCCAAUAUAUCCAUGGAGAAUCUGAAACUGUAGGAUUUGAUAUGGGCAAUGCAGGAUUAGCAAGUCAGAACGUUGUUGAUGCCAAGGAAAUUGAGAGAUUUAAAAAUAUGCUGCAUAAGUUAGAAAAGUUUCAAAAUGACAACAGUAAUGGGGAAACCUUGAUCUCUGAUAGUGAAGAAAUUUCCUUUGAUAAGCACAGUUUGGAAAAAUUGUUAGACCAUUACCAAAAUUUGGUUCAGAGAGUAGGUGGUGAAAGAAUGUCAGCGGAGACUAGUGAAAUACUCGAUCAAUUGUCAAAUUUAAAGGAUUCUAAUAGAAUGAGAAAGUUGGCUAUAAUGGCUGAUCCCUGUUUAAAUUGUAGAGAUGCAAAGAAGAAGUGUACUAUGAUGCCAGGAUCACAGAACUGUGUAAGAUGUGAAACUAAGAGUUUGGAUUGUCGAAUGGUGGAUAACUUAAACGAUAAGAAGCGUAGAGAAAGUUUUGGUACAGACUCUUAUCUGUCUAAAAAGCAGAGAUUACCUGAAAACUCAGAGAAUAUACAAAUUUCUCAUUCCUAUCCUGGUCACUUGAAUAAUGUUAGGUCAGAACAGAACUAUCCAAAUACAUUUACAAGAGCUCAAGAAAAUUCUAGCACCGUUGUAGAUUCAUCACAAAGGAGUAGUAAUUCAAAUUUGCAUCGUUACGUACAAUCAAACCCAGCUUCUCAGAUUCAAUUCCCAGCAGAUGAGUUCAGUCAACAACAAAAGAAGACUAUCAGGUAUCCUCGUUCUUCAUUUUUUGUGGGGCCAACUUCAUCGUAUGAUAUAAGCCUUAUGAACAGUAUCAAGUUUGAUAGAAUCAAUCAAGUUCAAUUAUCGGAUUCAUUAAUUCUGCGUAAAGUUUCAGAUGAUGUCCAAUUUUUACUUAAAGAAGACAACAAUCCAAUUACUCAAUUGAAGCAAGAGCAAUAUGUCGACCUUGUGGAAAAAUUAGUUUAUCCAAAUGGGAAGGUAUUAGUUGAAAUUUUUUUUAAAUUUGUCCAUCCAUAUUUCCCAAUUUUACAUGAAUCAGUCUUUAUAGAGAAGUAUUCAAGAUCAUAUAGUGAAAUCACUGCACCAUUGUUAGCCUCGAUUUAUUCCUUGGCGUUACAAUGGUGGGAUUUCCACCCAAGCUUAAUUGGGUUUCAAAAACCAGAUAUUCAAAAUCAGUUAAAUACAAUCGCUUAUAAGUCUUUUUAUGAAUUAAUAGAAAGACCAAAAUUAGGGAUUGUACAAGCUGGUUUGUUGAUACUACAGGCAAGAAGUGAAAAUACCAGUAAUUGGACCCUUUGUUCCUCUGUAGUUGCAGUGGCUGAAGAACUGGGUCUAGGGGUUGACUGUCAGAAAUGGCAAUUGCCACAAUGGGAAAAGCAUUUGCGUCAACGUAUUUCAUGGGCAGUGUGGUCAUUUGAUAAAUGGAUAGCAUUGGUUGAAGGAAGGCAGUCUCAUUUGAUCUUAGGCAGAAAUUGGAUGGUUAGGCCACUGAGGGAUACCGAUCUUCCAGCUUCGUCGCCUAUUAUAAACCAGAGUUUAACCUUGAAUGAAAGAAGCGGAAAUACCAUGAUGAACAAUUUAAAUCUAUUUGAUAUGGUCCCCACAAAUGAGGAUUUUGUUCAAGGUACCAUGAUGUUUAAGUAUAGAAUAUCUCUAAGUAUAAUAUUGAGUGAGAUUAUGAGUACUUUUUACAGCGAACAUUCAAAACAAAUAGUAAAUAUAGAAGAUGUUUUAAACCUAGCCAAACCGUUGCAAUUAAAAUUAAAAGAGUGGUAUCGUUCGUUGCCUUCAUUUUUAUUAAUGACAAAUUUUAAAGAAAGAAAAUUCAAUGCUAAUGCGUCUUUGAUUUUGGCAUAUUUUGCAACUGAACUUACUUUACAUAGGAAAAUCAUCUCAGUGUUAAAGACAGACUCGCCUGACGAGAUAUCUUUUGUAUGCCGUACUGCAGCAAAAGCAAGAUUGGUUGCAGCGAUUGAGUUUGUUCAUGAUUUGAAACCAGAACACAUUAAUGCUUUCUGGUAUGCAUCAUCAACAGGAAAUUUGAUGCUGGUUGCCACAUUUGCCUCGAUAUUACAUUUAUCUUCGACCACAGUUGAAGAGGCGCAAUUGUUUAAAGAUUAUUUGAGAAACUAUAUUUGGAUCUUAAGAGUGAAUUCAAAGUCUUUCGACAAAGAAAAAUUUGCAUUAACACGUCUUCAUAUGUUACUUAGUCAAAUACCUGAUCUUCUCACUGAUAGAAUACAUCACUCAAAUACACCACAACAACGUCAAACAAAUACCUCUCAUUACAAUGCAUCUGGUUCGAAUUCUAAUCCUGUACAAAACUCGAACCUAACCCCUUCACAAAUAAAUGAGUUAAAGAAUAUACCAAUAGACCUUCUACAAAAAUUGAUUAAUAUAUCAAAUAGCACUAACACCCAUUCUGCAUCCGCCAUGUUAUCUUCCGAUGUCAAAACGAAUGAACUAUCGAAAGUAUCUUCUAGAACUAGUAAUAUUAGCAAAACCGUUAAUGAUAAUAGUCAAACAAGAAGUGCGAUUGAAAUAGAAACUCAAAGAACCAAGGUAAUCAGCAGUGAUAGUAGCGAUAUUGAUACACCAGUAACUAAAAUUCCAAUCUACCACUCGGAGAAGACAUCUAGAUCUGCUGUGCAAUCACUUUCUCCUGCUCGAGACAGUGGUUUGAUCCAGGACGAAGUGUCAGAGAAGAGUGAUAAAGUGAUUGCUGAAAAUGAUGAAAUAGAAAAGAAACAGAGCACCCCCCAUACAUCUAUUGUAAGCAGUGAUGAGAACGAGGUCAAUAAUCAAGAAAGGAACCCUAAAGCUGAGUCCGAAUCUCCUAAGAUAAUAGAGUCGACAGAUAAAAUAGAAGAAUCAAAAGAAGAAUCACAAGAAAGUGAUGCAGCUAGUACGCUAGAAGGUAAAGAACCGAAAGACACUUAA